GACUUUUAGAAAGUCUACCCUGAUCGACAAUGAACUCGUAUAUAUCAAGUCUGCUACAGUGGGUUUACUGUCUGUUAGAUACAAGCACUCUCAAGUCUGGUUGCUAGGCCAGGCCCCAUCCCUAAAUUACCUGUUCAGACAGUCAAACAGCACAUUCACACUAUAAUGAAAUCGUAUAGCAGACAUGGUCACAGCCAAUAUUCUAUUAUUGCACAAGCAGACAUGAGGCCCUGCCCUCAGCAGACCCUUCAGAAGCAAACGUUUCCUGGUUCUAAGGCCCCGUACGAGGGACAGGCGGGUCUGGCCACGAGACCCCCAUCAGACAUUGCGCUCUCCCAAUGCAUGGUCAAGAUGGCGCACGAAAUGAUAUGCAAAAUCAUUCAGAAAAGAGGCCAUGGGAACCUGCUAAAAUCAAUUACAUAUGACAGAUCCACAGUGGGAAAGAAAAGUCUAUAGAACUAACGCUAUAGUAAUUAUUUUUCAUCGCAAGAAACCAUGUGACGGAACGAAUUUUGACUGCGCUGGCUUGUUGGCGUGGGACAUCACUGGUAAAAGCCGUCACAAAAUUCGCCAAGGUUUCGCGUCUGGCUUGAACUGAUACCUUUAAUAAUUUACUGACGCAAAGGAAUAUCUCUUUUCGAACAAAAUCAGUGGCAAUGGAUCGCCGACUUCUACGUGCAUUGGUGAGGCGUUGGAUUUUGACAGUCGUUUUUCACUCUUGGUGCGCUGCAAACCCGCCGGAGUUCUUUGGAAUAGGAGCAAUGCUUUCCUCCUCAAAGUACGAGAAAAUCUUCGAAGACGCCGUGGGAAAAAUAAACGAAAAUUCAAGUGGUCUUCUCAGGGCAACAAAGUUGAAUGCGAUCUUUUAUGUAUUAAGCCCAAAUCCUAUUCGUUCGGCUCGAGAUGUUUGCGAAAAUUUGGUUGCUAAAGGAGUAGUUACGGUUAUAGUCAGUCAUCCGAAAGGUGAAUUGUCUCCACCGAUCUCGGUAUCGUAUGCCUGCAGCUUCUAUCAUAUUCCUGUCAUUGGAAUUUCAGCAAGAGAGACAAUCUUUUCAGACAAGUCCAUCCAUGAGUCCUUUCUGCGUACUGUCCCAUCAUACUCAGAUCAAGCUAACGUUUGGCUAGGGUUGUUAAAGUACUUUGGAUGGUCCAAGGUCAUUCUGUUAACCAGCAAUGACCAGGACAGUCGUAUGAUUGCCACAAGGUUCACUGCUCUGGCUGAUAGACAUGACAUCAAGAUUGAGAAAACCAUCAUGUUUCCCACUGGAUGUACAAAUGUCACAUCCCAUUUGGUGAAGAUGAAGAAAUUACAAUCAAGGGUCAUUCUCUUCAGUGCCAGUGAGGAAGAUGCAGCCAUUGUGUAUCAGAAUGCUUCAAAUAUGAAGAUGACUGGAGAGGGUUUUGUUUGGCUUGUAACACAACAAAGCUUUUCAGGAAAUGCUCAAAGUGUUUUGCCACAAGGUGCCAUUGGAAUGCGAUUACUUCAUGAUAAUGAAUCAUCUCAGGUCCAGGAUGCUGUGAAGCUGGUUGCAACAGCCCUUGACAGGCUGGUGGCUGCAGGGGAGUCCUUGUCUCCACCCACUGCCAGCUGCCGAGAAACCACACAGUGGGACAGUGGUCCAAUUUUGUUCAAGGAACUUGUGAAUACCACCCUUGUUGAUGGCAAGACUGGUAACAUCAUGCUGAACAGAAAAGGUGAUCGUAUCAAUGCUGUUUAUCAGAUCGUCAACCUGAGGAAGAAGGCUGAUACACAGCUUACAGUUGUUGGAGAGUAUCGUGAUGGGAAUGUGGCAAUUUCCAAAACAGUUUUUUGGCCAGGGGGUCAAGAUGAAAAGCCAAAAGGAAUCUUUGUUUCUACUAAUUUGAGGGUGGUGACCUUGGUGGGUGAGCCGUUUGUUUUCAUCGAGUCUUUACCUGCCAGUGGCAAUUGUGAAGAUCUUGAUGAUCCUGAGAAGAAACAGAAGCACAUCAAAUGCUCUGGAAAAGUGUAUGGUGAACAUGCCAAGAUGGUGGAUUCAAGCCAGAAUGAUCACUGCUGUUAUGGUUUUUGUAUGGAUCUGUUAAAUCGAUUGGCAGACAAAGUAAAUUUCACUUUUGAAGUUCAUUUGUCUGAGGAUGGAAGCUAUGGCUCUCUUAGAAGGGUAAAUGGCUCAGAUAUGAAGCGCUGGAAUGGUAUGGUAGGAGAAGUUAUUGAUGGUAAAUCAGAUCUUAUCGUCGCGGCUCUGACAAUUAAUAAUGAAAGAGCUGAGUGGAUCGAGUUUUCCAAACCAUUUAAGUACCAAGGACUUACAAUACUUGUCAAGAAGGAAUCAAGUAGAAACAGCCUGGACUCGUUUCUCCGACCCUUCCAAAUCAAUUUGUGGCUGCUAGUUUUGCUCUCAGUUCACAUAGUGGCAGUGAUACUGUACCUGUUAGACCGGUUUAGCCCGUUUGGCCGGUUUAAACUGGCUCGGAAAGAGAAGGAAGAGACGGCUCUGAAUCUGUCCAGUGCCAUGUGGUUUUCAUGGGGAGUGCUGCUGAACAGUGGCAUUGGAGAAGGUACUCCUCGCAGUUUUAGUGCUCGGGUUCUCGGCAUGGUCUGGGCCGGGUUUGCCAUGAUCAUCGUCGCCAGCUAUACUGCUAACCUGGCUGCCUUUCUUGUUCUUGAUCGGCCAAAAGCUGUGGUCAGCGGUAUCGACGAUCCAAACCUUCGUAACCCGUCGGAGAACUUUCCAUACGCUACUGUGGCCAACAGCAGUGUUGACGCGUAUUUCAGAAGGCAAGUUGAGCUGUCGUCCAUGUAUACCUUCAUGGAGAAGUACAAUGUCAAGACUGCUAAAGAGGCCAUACAGAAAGUGAACAAUGGAGAAUUAAAGGCGUUCAUUUGGGAUUCUCCUGUCCUGUAUUAUGAGUCCUCUGAAAACUGUGACCUCACCACUGCUGGUGAACUGUUUGGUCGGUCAGGUUACGGCAUUGGGAUGCCUAAAGGCUCUCCGUGGAGCAGUGAAAUAUCUCUUGCUAUUCUAAAUUUCCACGAGAGCGGCGUAAUGGAAGAAUUGGAGACCACAUGGAUCGACACCAAGAAAUGCGAUGAACAGAGUAAUUCACCCGCCACACUAGGGCUUAAUCACAUGCUGGGAGUGUUCAUCAUGGUCGCCGCUGGAAUUGGAGCUGGGAUUGUGAUCAUUAUCCUUGAAAUCUUGUACCACAAGCACCGCGGCUGGAAAGAAGAACAAAAAGAGCUGGCUAAAAAGACCACAGAUAAGUGGCGCGCUAAUAUCAUGAUGAUGAAGAAGGAACGAACCACAAAUGGCCAACAACCCAAUGGCGUUCUGGAUUCCCAUUCCCCACAGGCUGACGGGGUAGUUCGCAGGAACCCAAUCUACAACCCUGAAAAUCACGUGGACAGCAUUAAUAAGUUCACGUAUAACUAAACACACGCGCGCUCUCCACGCGUGUUUUGUAAAUAGUACAAAUGUUCACGUGCGGUAACCUAGGUUUGCAAACUUGAAAACAGGGAUGCCUUACUCCUUCGGUCUCACUGAAACAUUUAUCAACCUCUUAAUUUAUUGCUUCGUUUAUAACUAAUGAAAAAGGAGAAUGCACGGUUCUAAACUUCAUACGCAUGAAAUCGUGUAAAAUGGUUUAUUUCAUCAUUUUACACUGUCCUAGUACAAUUCACCCAAAAGGGUGAAAGUCACCCAAAGGGGGUCAAUGACUCCAAUCAUGUUGGUUUAUGUGUUAUGUGGUUAAAUACGCAGUAAUUCAGAUCCGUCAAAACUACUGUACUCUAUGUUGAAUUGAAUGGUCUGUUGCUGUUGGGUUGUAGGGGCUUUCAAUCAGAUCCAUCGCUGGUGCAGUCUGCGCUUACUGACAACUACAGCCGGUUUUUUACCGUGUGUUUAUUCCUUGUCCGAGUGUCCAGUGCCAAUCAAAUUUCCACGCUCGAUUGAACUGGAACACUGAAUGCGGUACAAUGGUACUUGAGACUGCUUCUGAUUGGGUAAUGGUAUGUCACGAUGAUAUUGACCAGUCAGAAAGCAGAAUGAUAAUAACGUCACAGGGUGAUGUUACGGGUAGGGUUAGGUGUAGAAGAAAAAAAUUGUUUUCUUGUAACGACUGGGUGUAAAACGUCACAAGAAUUUGAACGUUUCUGCUACUAUUGCAGUGGUGGUUUUAUUUUCCCUGUUUUCUCGCCAGCACAUUUGCACAAGAAAACGACUUUGAAACGGACUGAAUACUAAGGUAUAUUUAAAAACAAACCCCAUCCGGUAGUUAUUUAUGAAUAUUACUAAUUAAUAUAUUACUUAAUUCUUGAGAUUGCAAAUUGACUUCGAUGCUAUGUUUAUGUUUAUGUUAUGAUAUGCAGGACUGCGUGUAACAAAUUUGUUAUACAUGCACAGCGAAAUAUCUAUAUAUCCUAUUUAUGGAAUACGACCGCGAUAAAGUCAAAUGCCGGGACUGAUUUAUCUUGACCGUUAUGAAACAACUGUACAAGGUAGUAAUACUUACCUAUUGGUUGUAAUUUAUAAAAACAAAACCAGGAAAUCAGUAAACUUAAAUAACGUCAAUUAUUAUUCGGAAUUAAAGCAAAACAUGCAACAGACGUCAAGGGCGAGAAAAUGCGCCUAAGCCAGAAUGUGACUGUUGUUUCACUUUUGGCUGGUCGAUAAAAAGCUGGAAACAAACAAACGUUGCUUGAACUUUGAGAACCAAACCAGGGUUACCACAGGUCAGGAAAAGGUCAGGGAAAGAAAGUUUCCACCAACUGAAGUCAGGGAAAGGGUGCUGUAGUUUUUGACAAUGUAAAUGGAACUGAAAGCGUUAAUUGGGUAAUUUUCUUUCGAUCAAUCUGAUUAUGAUCAAAAUAUGUUAACUGUCUUCAGGCCAGGGACUGAAAUGUCCAGUGAUUCUUUUUUGUUUUCUCUUAGCGAAAACAAAGAUCGCACAAUAGGCGUUAACUGUUCCAUUACCACAAUGUGAACACGGUAUGAAAAUUGAAACCGAAAAGGGCCUUUAUAUCUAUGAUAUUCAGUUGCACGUCGCUUGCUGUGCUGUGCUGUGCUGUGAAGUAUUUAUUUAUUUAUACACCAAUACCCACUAUCUCCUCAGCUUUAUGUAAAAUACUUAAUAUUAAAUCACGAUAUUGUAUUUAUUAGAUAUGCUUAUGUAUACGAACCCUCGCGGAAUAUAUUAUUUGCAGUAUCUUUAGAUUAAUGGAUAUAAUAUAUACUGUUUUUAACGAAUUUAUAUGGUACACUUCUGAUAAACUCAAAUAAUCAAACUUAGAUUAAAUAAAAUGCGUUGUAAUAAAUACGUAUGUAUGUGGA
This is a messenger RNA of Orbicella faveolata, 5309 nucleotides long. RefSeq names its product glutamate receptor ionotropic, NMDA 1-like. The record is from RefSeq and is a predicted model, not a curated record. Gene Ontology annotation, molecular function: ligand-gated monoatomic ion channel activity; signaling receptor activity. Gene Ontology annotation, cellular component: membrane. Gene Ontology annotation, biological process: monoatomic ion transport. Lineage: Eukaryota; Metazoa; Cnidaria; Anthozoa; Scleractinia; Merulinidae.